AUGGGUAUCGCCGAGGACUGCUGUACCAAGGUAGCUGCGAAAAUUCAUGUCGAUCAGUUCAUCGACUGUAUCGCUCAGAACUGCCCUCGUCUAACGCGAUUAGAAAUUCGCUGGGAUGACGAUACGCUGAGGUUCUCCGACAAAUCAAGGCGCUUCUUCAGUAAAUUCAUCGAUGUUCUGCGUAUGAAGUGUCUGAAACUGCACUCGAUAGUGCUCAGCGAUGGCCAAUACUACGAAUUGGUGCGCUCGAAUUUCGAGCGAGCCGAUCGUAUGAGUGUUGUGAGGUCUGUGCACUUUGCUAUCGUUUUCCGUCUUACUAUUUGA
This is a messenger RNA of Angiostrongylus costaricensis, 324 nucleotides long. The record is from the annotation of a GenBank genome assembly. NCBI's taxonomy places the organism in Eukaryota, Metazoa, Nematoda, Chromadorea, Rhabditida, Metastrongylidae.